Messenger RNA from Etheostoma spectabile (orangethroat darter), 2191 nucleotides. It is a transcript of the gene nudt8, whose product is annotated as nudix hydrolase 8. The record is from RefSeq and is a predicted model, not a curated record. The transcript is spliced from 5 exons. The coding region runs from base 245 to 1492 and encodes 415 amino acids. NCBI's taxonomy places the organism in Eukaryota, Metazoa, Chordata, Actinopteri, Perciformes, Percidae. Gene Ontology annotation, molecular function: coenzyme A diphosphatase activity.
UUGACAUCAUCCCAUCACAAGUUCCCCGGUGAUUUCAUCAGUAAAUAAUGUUUUGAAUACGAGUUUUGUCUUACCAACAACCUUUACAAGCAGUAAAUGCAAGCUAAAGAGUUGUUAAUUGAGUUUGGUGUCACCACAGUGCAGUGAGGGCACUGACGCGUAUGAAGCUUCUCUGCGCCAUAUUACCUAGUGGCAGCUGGCCAGCUGGGCGAGAGGCCAGCUGCUGUUGUAUCAACUGUCAAGGAUGUUUAGGAGCCCCCAGGUUCUGACUUGGUCUUGUCCCAUAAGGCUAUUGCUGCUAUUGAGAAAAUCCCACUUCUCUGCUUUCUCUGAGCACGCUGCUGCUGGAUGGCAGGGUGCAAGCGAUGUGAAGGGAAGGAAAUGUGAAGGGUUCCGUGGAAGUAAAGACGGGUCAUCCUUUUCCACAGAGACUGUAUCCCGUUCAGCACAGUUGUCUUUAGUUAACUUGGAUUGUGAUAAUCAGAUGCAGAGGGUGGCUUCAUUUCAAGACCUUUCAUCCAAAGCCAUUUUGUCCAGUCAUCAUUACCACCCUCAGGUUUCUGCCUCUGCAAAAGCCAAACGGGCGUCUGACUCUUGGAAAUGCACUGUAGUGGAAGAACCUCAAAACCUCAAAGCUGUGAGCACUUUCAGGCACUGUUUAAUCAACCCAAAUUGCCUUCACCCCUGGAGAAGGCCUAGGGACAUUUACCAGACUUCGCUCAGUUUCACCUUUGCGACUCAGUGUAACCUUCUUCAAAGCUAUGUAUGUUGCAGUCAGCACUUUGUUAGACCUUUCAGCUCGUUGACACACACGCCACAGAUUUUGAACCAUCAUCAGGCUGCCCCUCGCGUGGCAGAUGCCUGGAGAGACUGUCUAUCCCUGAAGAAUGAAAACAGGUGUCGACAGAGCCUGGGGCCCAACUUGAAGCUGUACAACGUGGACAAGGGGGAAAAAGGGACAAGUCACAGCCAGGGAAAGAACCAUGGGAGAUGGGCGUCAGUUCUGGUUUCUCUGUGCUCUGUUGAGGGGGAGCCAGCAUUUCUCUUCACUUUGCGCUCCAGCACGCUGAAGGGCAGGCACAAGGGUGAUGUCAGCUUUGCAGGAGGAAAGAGUGAUCCAUCAGAUAGAGAUUUGGUGGCCACCGCUUUAAGGGAAGCGAAGGAGGAGCUGGGCGUUUCUGUGGCUACCGAGAAGGUCUGGGGCAUCUUGAAGCCUCUCAGAGACAGGUCAGGGAUGAUGAUAGCGCCUGUGCUGGCUAACCUUGGCGCCUUCGAGGAGUUGUCCUUCAAACCAAACCCUGGAGAGGUUGAGGAGAUUUUCACCUUGUCCUUGUCCCACUUGUGCAACCCUCAGAACCGUGGCUACACACACUUCCGCACCGGCGACAAGUACGGAUACACUCUCCCAGUGUUUCGUAACGGGAAGCAUCGAGUUUGGGGCCUGACAGCCGUCGCUCUAGACCAUACCCUGAAACUUAUCGUCCCUCUUUAGCAGCUCAAUUGCCAUUCGUUUACAGUACACUUACAAUACCGAGGCACACCUUUUAAUGGGACUCACAGAUUUGACUAUGACAAAUGAGCAAGCAAGCUUUGUGUAGCAAGUUCAUGUCAAGAAUCGGUGUGAAUACAAAAUAUUUUCAUUCAUGAAGGUAAAUUUCAUUUUUUCAAUUGUGCACUUUCUGAACCUCGGAUGUCUAAGAAUCUCUCUUGAAUGGAUCAUGUGUAUAAACAUGGUGGCCAGCUGUGAUGAUGUCACUGACUAAAGGACAGGUGUUGUGUGAUGUCUCGGUCAUGGCUGUAUUAAGACAGCGUUCUGAGGAAACAUGUGAACCAACAAACCGUGCACACCGUUUUUAGAUUGCCCGUGGCUUAAAAGAAGAUGUUACGACAUCAUACGCGACCUUUGGGGGUGUAGUCUUAACAUAUUUCACAACAAACUGGCUUUAUUGACUUGCAAAAUUAUCUUAUAAAUUAACAAACAUAUGUGUAAUUCAUGGCACAAUUCCAAGCAGUGGUCCACCGGAAGGGGGUGGACUUUGCCUCUCGAUGACAGAGAUCGUAGCUUCCAGGGUGAUUUAGCUCAUAGCCACUUUUGAUCUCACAGUAAAACAAAUCUGGACAGCUAUAAACACUGAAAUGAUACAAGCUAAUCAUGUGGUGUGUUGAUGCAAUAAAGGUUGUUUUAAAGGUA